Messenger RNA from Drosophila erecta, 602 nucleotides. RefSeq lists its product as uncharacterized. The record is from RefSeq and is a predicted model, not a curated record. The transcript is spliced from 5 exons. Bases 16 to 366 code for a protein of 116 amino acids. NCBI's taxonomy places the organism in Eukaryota, Metazoa, Arthropoda, Insecta, Diptera, Drosophilidae.
AAGUGAAAAGCGAAAAUGCUUAUAGAUCUGAGUUGGUCACUUGUCCUAAGUGCUAUUAUAGGAACAUAUUUGAAUGAGAGCACGAUCUGUAUAUUUUGGAAUGAUAAAUUCGAGUUCCAACUGCUUCAUAAUGCGGAGUAUAUAAGCUAUGUGGGAAUAAAUAUUGAUAGCUUAAAUAAGAAAAGAGGUCGAUAUAUUGUUGAUACGGGAUUGAAGAAAAAAGAGCUUGAAAACAAACAUUUGUCUCUGGACGACCUUGUGAACAAAAUUAUUAUAUCUAUUGAAGUCACACACUGCGAGCUAACGAAUUGCAGGAGUCCCGUAAGCACUUCUUUGAAGACCAACCAAAUAUUCUAUUUGUUGUAAGAGAUCAUCGUUCCGCCAUAAGUUUUGAUAUAAAAACUAACAAAUAUGUCGGACCCAAGGCAGAAAAACCUUCUCAGAUGAUACUGCUCGACAGAUAUUUUGCUACGGAAAAGCGAUUUCAACUCGGAAAAUCGUUGUUUGCGGACAAACUUAAAAACUUGCAGGGUCGAGAAGUCAUCAUAGCUGGGUUCGAUUAUCCACCUUAUUCAGUGAUAAAACAUACAACCCGAAGAGAG